Paramecium sonneborni is the source of this 1050-nucleotide messenger RNA. NCBI's taxonomy places the organism in Eukaryota, Ciliophora, Oligohymenophorea, Peniculida, Parameciidae. The record is from the annotation of a GenBank genome assembly.
AUGUUUUAAAAUUGGUUAAUAUCUCGGUUCAAUAAAUUUAGUUUAAAUUUCAUAUUAAGGAUUGCCUAAAGUAAUUAUUAAAUUAUAAAUGAUGGUUGUGGUUAACAUCGAAUUGAUUUGAUACGAGCUGAACAUAUUCCAUUAUGAAAUACUGUAUAUUAUUUUUCAGCCAAAUUAAAUGGUCAUACUCAUACAAUCUAGUCAGUUUGCUUCUCACCUGAUGGUACCUAAUUGGGAUCAGCAGAUGGUCAUGAAAUAUCACAAAAUUCAGCAAAUAACUCUAUCCGUUUAUGGGAUAUUAAGACAGGAUAAGAUAAAACUAUAUUGUAUGGUCAUCGUGGAACUGUCUACUCACUAUGCUUCUCUCCUGAUAAUACUAUGAUAGCAUCUGGUGGUUAUGAUAAAUCUAUCAUUGUAUGGGAUGCAAAGACAGGAAGGUAAAAAGCCGAAUUUUAUGGUCAUUGUGAAAUUAUCUAUUCAAUAUGCUUCUCUAAUGAUUGCAAUAUAUUAGCAUCUGGAGGUAAUGAUUAUUCCAUCUGUUAAUGGGAUGUUAAGACAGGAUUAUAGAAUGAAAAAUUGGAUGGUCAUUCUGGUUAUGUCUACUCAGCAUGCUUCUCUCCUGAUGGAGCAACAUUAGCAUCUGGGGGUGUGGAGAAAACUAUCCGUUUAUGGGAUAUUCAGACAGGAUAAUAAAAAGUCGAAUUGUGUGGUCAUUCAUAUGGAAUCUUAUCAGUAUGCUUUUCUCCUGAUGGUACUUAAAUUGCAUCUGGUAGUUGGGACUAGUCCAUCCGUUUAUGGGAUGUUAAGACAGGGAAAUAAAAAGCUAAAUUGGAUGGUCAUGUUGAUUUUGUUUUAUCAGUAUGCUUCUCUCCUGAUGGUGAAACAUUAUCAUCUGGUAGUAGAGAUGAAUCUAUCCGCUUAUGGAAUGUUAAGGCAGGAGAAUAAAAAGCCAAAUUAAAUGGUCAUACUCAUUGGGUUAAUUCAGUAUGCUUCUCUCCUGAUAACAUUACAUUAGCAUCUGGUAGUAUGGAUAAAUCCAUUCGUUUAUGG